AUGGCAUCUGUAUCGUCGUUGGACAAGGACCUGCGCAAAUUGCGCCUCGACAGAUACACACCAGCUGCCGCCAAUGAAGUCAAGUCAUGGAUUGAAUCUACGCUCGGCGAGAGGCUCGCACCCGGGGACCUCCUCGAGAGCCUCAAGGAUGGUGUGGCUCUCUGCAAGCUCGUCAAUCUCGCAUUGCCCCCGCCAGGCAUCAAGUUCAAGCAGUCCGCCAUGCCGUUCGUCCAAAUGGAGAACAUCUCCCACUUUCUGCGCGCCUGCAAGUCUCCGCCACUCAACCUUCAGGAACACGACGUCUUCCUGACCGUCGACCUCUACGAACAAAAGGACCCCGCCCAGGUCCUGCAGUGCAUCAGCGCCUUCAGCCGUGCCGCCCACGGCGCCAACCCCGCCAGGUUCCCCUCGGCCGUCGGUGGCCCCAAGCGCAGUAGCGUUCUGAGCCCCCAGAGCACAGGUCCGAACUCGCCAGCGCUGCCGGCCCGCAACAGAGGCCUCUCGACGGCGAGCAAUGGCUCGUCCGCCUUUGGCGCCGGCCAGCAGCAGCGGCCCGCCCUGUCGUCGCACAAGACGGGUGAUUCGGGCUCUGGCCGCUGGAGCCCCACCAAGAGCAGCCCCACGAAGCCCACAUCUCCCGUUAGCAGCUGGAGCCGCAAGGAGCACGAGGGUGCGACCUCGCCGGCAUGGAACAUUGCGCAGUACGGCUAUCUCGGCGGCGCCAGCCAGGGCAACCUCGGCAUCUCGUUCGGUGGACGCAGACAGAUCACGACCGCCGGCCCCUCCGUGCCCAGCUUUGCCGAGAAGCAGCGUCUGCGACGGGAGCGCGAGGCUGAGGAGGAGCAGCAGCGGCUGCAGGCCGAGGAGGAGCACAGGCGGCGCCAGGCCGAGCGCGAGGCUGAGGAGGAGCAAGCGCGCCUCGACGAGGAGCGCAGGUGGGAGGAGCAGACGCAGCUGCAGCGGGAGGUGUCGCGGCGCAAGGCCGAGGAAGAGAAGCGCAAGUGGGAGGAGGAGGAGCGGCAGUGGAAGAUGACCGAGGAGAAGCGCCGCAGGGAGGAGGAGGAGGCCGAGGCGCGACUGGCGACGGAGAAGAACACCUCGCGGAGCAACAGCGACGCGCGGCUGCGCGGCCAGUUCCUCAGCCAAUACAACGAGGAGCAGGCGCUCAAGCCGCAGAAGACAGGCAACGAGCGCAUUGCCGAGCUCGAGCGUGAGCUUGAAAAGGCCCGCGAGCGCGAGAGGCAGUAUGAGCAGGAGCGGCAGGGCCGCACUGGGCAGCAGCCGCGCGUCGUCGAGGAUCCCAAGUCAAGGGCCCGGUCGAGGAGUCGGCCUGCAGAGGGGAGCCCGCCCAUGCGCCAGGACUCGUGGUCUCGCGGCGAGCGCGAGGUCCUAAGGACGGCGUGGAACCAGUCGCAAGAACCGGGGCCCAGGCCGGUACCGGCGGCGCGGCCCAUGGCAGCCUCGCCUACGCCCUUGGCCAAGUCGCCUCGCCCGCUGCCUGAUAUUGGCUCAGCCAUGAACAACCAGCGAGGCGCCGUCUCGCCCCCGCCACCUACGCUCUCACCCCGUCCCCUGCCCGAUCCCGCGGCAUUCGCAGCACCCGCCAAGGCUAAGAGUCCGAAGCAGGAACACGCAGCCAUUGCGCCGCCCCUGGUUGUCAAGAAAAACCAUACGGGCAGCUCACGGCCGCUUCCCGACCCCGCGGCAUACACUUCACCUUCCUCCUCAUCCCAACCUCCGCCGCCACAGCAAAAUCGCACGGAUAAGUUCCUCGGCAGUAACCCAGCCCCGGAGCAGGCGGCCCCGAUACAGACAUACUCGCGCGAGCUCGGCGCCACGGCCGAGCAGGACGGCGAGGACCGACGGCGUGCGCAGAGCCAGGCCAAGACCAAGGCUGGCGGCUGGGCGUCCAAGUCACUCCUCGAGCGCGAGAUGGAGAUGGAGAGGCAGCGGCAGCGCGAGUGGGAGGAGGCGCAGGAGGAGACGGCCAAGGCCGUGCGGUCCGGCGACGGCGUUGACGGUAUCGGAGGCGGUGUCGGCGGCCGCUGGGACGUCGGCCAGUGGUCCGGCUUCACGGGCGGCGACAGCCAGAACAAGGGCGGUCAGGGCAUCGGCGCCGGCCGGCGGCAGAUCGUGGGGCCCAGACCGCUGCCGGGGGGGAGCAGACGAGGGACCUAA
Messenger RNA from Verticillium nonalfalfae, 2178 nucleotides. RefSeq lists its product as uncharacterized. The record is from RefSeq and is a predicted model, not a curated record. The transcript has 2 exons. Bases 1 to 2178 code for a protein of 725 amino acids. NCBI's taxonomy places the organism in Eukaryota, Fungi, Ascomycota, Sordariomycetes, Glomerellales, Plectosphaerellaceae. Gene Ontology annotation, molecular function: protein binding.